AUGCGCUGCUCCCUCCUCCUCCUUCUUGGCCUUGCCGCUGUCCCGGCCCUUGGAGGCUGUCCCUUCGCACACACUGCGAAUAUGGACGUUGAUGACAUGGUGAAGGCACACGCUCGCAUGUCCCGAGGGUUGGUGGCAUCCAAGAGCAGCCCCUCAACUGCUCCUACCUCCUCUACUACCCCUACCGUCGGCAAGAAGGGCGUGUUCAUGAUGAACCGCAUUGCGCCUGGCACCUCUGAACUUUACAUUGCCAACACAGACGGCAGCAAUGAGCGUCCACUCCUCUCUGACCUCGUCUUCGAGUACCACGCCUCCUUCUCUCCAGACGGAGAUUGGAUUACUUUCACCAGCGAGCGCAACGGCGACGGUAACUCUGACAUCUACCGGGUGCGGACCAAUGGCUCUGAUCUGCAGGAGCUGGUCGCCACCCCAGCAGUGGAAGACUCCGUCGUGAUCUCUCCCAACGGCCGUCUGGCAGCCUACGUCUCCACCGCCAACAACAUGAAGGCAAACAUCUGGGUCCUCGACCUGCAGACCGGCGCGCAGUGGAACCUCACCAACACUCCCAGCACUGCCGCCAACUCCUCCCUCAUGGAGAGCUAUCUCCGCCCUGCCUGGUCCCCCGAUGGCGAAUGGAUCGCCUUCUCUUCGGACCGCAACACCCAAUGGGACGGACACGGCGAGCCGACCUUCCUCGGCCGCACAGGCUGGGAGACGACACAAGAGCUCUCCCUUUACGCCAUCCGUCCCAACGGCUCCGACUUCCGCCAGAUCAUCUCCAAGCCAUACUACUCGCUGGGAUCUCCCAAGUGGUCCGCCGACGGUAAACGCAUCGUCUACUACGAAAUGACCCGGGAAGAUACCUACAACGCCCACCGUCCGGAAACACGGCCAACUCAACCAUCAUUCGCCGGCUCGGGCGUCAAGCAAUUCCCGCAGUACCUAGAUAGGAACGGCACCAUCGCCUACACCCUCAAGGGCGGCACCAGCGAGGGCUUCUACACCACCGCAGGACUGUACGUCAACACGACCUCAGCGACCCUCCGGUCCCCGGCGUGGUCUCCCGACGGCAAACAAGUAGUCUACGAAAAGACCACCUGGAGCAUCCGCGCGGGAUACAAGAAGCUGUACAGCUGGGACAGCGACUGGGACUACCGGUUCACGGACGUCUUCCCUCAGAUCUCGCACCAGGAGCGCAUCGCUAUCACCCAGAAGCAGCUGGGAACCUCGUCCAUCGUGACGCUGAACACGACCGGCGCUGACCUGCAACUUGUCUACGACCCCAGCACGGCAGACUUCGUCAGCGACAACGAAACAACAGGUCUGAGCGCCUACCAGCCCAGCUGGUCCCCAUGCGGCGAGUGGCUCGUCUUCGGCGUGGGAUUCUGGUUCGAGACCCGAAAAGCCUCCGGCGGAUGGAUCGUGCGUGCUACCGCCAACGGGAGCUACUCGGAGGUACUCGUGAAUAGCAGCUACUCCAUCACCGAGGACGGGGCCCUGAACAAUGGAUUCCCGAGCUUCUCACCGGACGGCAAGAAAGUAGUGUAUCGGGUAUGGGGAGCCGACACCGCGACAUACGGUAACGCCAGCGAGAUCGGGUUGCGGGUGCUGAACCUCGAGACACGCAACACAACUGUGCUGACGACUGAAUGGGAUAAUCUACCCCAGUUCUCCCCGGAUGGAGAGCUCAUCCUGUUCACGCGCAAGACCAGCACGUACAACUAUGAUGUGUGCACCAUUCGACCGGACGGGACGGUUCUACGCGUGUUGACGAGUAGUGGUGCUAACGAUGCACAUGCGGUGUGGUCGCAGGAUGGGCGGAUUAUGUGGUCGACGGGAAUGUAUGGGUUCCGGUUUGAGUGUGCCUUGUAUGAUGAUACGUUUCAGCCGUAUGGGCAGAUCAUGAUUAUGGAUAAGGAUGGGGGGAAUAAGAAGUUGAUGACGAAUUCGAUGUGGGAGGAUUCGAUGCCGUUGUUUUUGCCGAGUGAUGUGCUUUAA
Messenger RNA from Aspergillus costaricaensis CBS 115574, 1998 nucleotides. Its product is annotated as TolB family protein. Bases 1 to 1998 code for a protein of 665 amino acids. Lineage: Eukaryota; Fungi; Ascomycota; Eurotiomycetes; Eurotiales; Aspergillaceae. The transcript has 2 exons. The record is from RefSeq and is a predicted model, not a curated record.